CGAGUGCGCGCACGACGCUCCACGCGCUGCUGGAAGACGAAGAGCAAGAUGGCGGUGGUCGUGCGAAGUUUGCAAGACCAGCUAGAAAAAGCCAAGGAAAGCUUGAAGAGCGUGGACGAAAAUAUUCGAAAACUAACCGGCAGAGAUCCGAGCGAAUUAAGACCGGGUCAAAAUAGGAGACUUACCAUCGCAGGCCCAGGUGGAGGUAGGGGGCGUGGGAUCAAUUUGCUGAGGCGUGGACUCUCAGAUAGUGGUGGAGGACCCCCAGCCAAACAGAGAGACAUCGAAGGGGCACUCUUGAGGCUGGCAGGGGAUCAGCGAGCCAGGAGAGAUUCACGCCAUGACAGCGACGCUGAGGAUGAUGACGAUGUCAAAAAACCAGCGUUGCAGUCAUCUGUGGUUGCUACCUCCAAAGAACGUACGCGCCGUGAUCUUAUUCAAGAUCAGACAAUGGAUGAGAGAGGAAAGCAGAGAAACCGGCGCAUGUUUGGCCUAUUGAUGGGAACAUUGCAAAAGUUUAAGCAGGAGUCUACUGUGUCCACAGAGCGGUUAAAAAGACGCCAAGAAAUUGAGCAGAAAUUGGAAGUGCAGGCAGAACAGGAGCGUAAGAAAGUUGAGAGUGAAAGGAGAGAGCUCUUUGAAGAAAGACGUGCCAAACAAACAGAGCUGCGGCUUCUGGAGCACAAAGUGGAGCUCGCUCAACUGCAAGAAGAGUGGAACGCACAUAAUUCAAAGCUCAUCAAGUUCAUUCGCACGAAGACCAAGCCCCCGAUCUUCUACCUGCCUGGGCGAAUGUGCUCCGCUACUCAAAAGCUCCUGGAGGAGUCUCAGAAAAAAUUAAAUGGUGUGUUUGAUGAGAGACGUGAAGCCUUUGCAGAGCAACUCAACAAAAUGGAGGCUCGGCCAAGGCGUCAGUCCCAGAGGACAGGUGACAGAGAAAUGGAGGAUAGCCGUCGGGCUGAAGAGACGAAGAAAGAAGAUCAAGAGGAGGGUAAGGCUGGAGUAGGGCGGACAGGUAACAGGCAUGAUGUGGAGAUGGAGGACGAGGAGGAAGAUGUAGUCGAGGAGGAAGGAGAGGAGAGCUCAGAGAUGAGGGAGAGAGAGGGGGAGGGGGAUCAAGAGCAGGAGCAGAGUGAGGAGAAGGAUAAACACGAGGAGAGUGAGCAGAAGGCAGAGGAGGAAGAUGAGGAGGACGAGGAUGAUGUAGGAACAAGUGAGGCUAAGGAAGAGGGGGAAGAGCAGAUGGAGGUUACAGAAGUUGUGAGGGAAGAUGAGGCACAGGGUAAGUUGCAGGUUGAGAGUCCAGAAGCCACAGUUGAAGAGGUAGGUAAUGUGCAAAAGGAGGAAGAUCAGGAGACCGAGAACGAGACUCAGCAGGACGUUGUAACAGACUCUCAGCAAACCCCCGAAAGCCACAUGGAAAUGCAGCCUGAGGAGUGUAAAGAGCCUCAACUGGACGUCCCGACCCCUAGUGUGACGGAACAUGACACCAAGCAAGAUGACACAGCGCCUGAGACCCAACAGACACAGCUUGAGCCUGACCCAGAAAUCCCUCAAGAGCAAAGCCAAGAGCCAUCAGUGCAACCACAAGAAGCCAAAGCAGACACAAAGGAAGCUAAUGAGGAAACCGAUGAGGCUCGCGGACGGGCUAAAGUCCGCGGCAAGAAGAGCAAGAGCCGAAGUAGCAGCAGUUCUUCUUCCAGUUCCUCUUCAAGCUCCUCCUCCAGUGGAUCCAGCUCCACUUCCAGUGGCUCCAGUAGCAGUUCCUCUGGCUCCUCCUCGUCGUCUUCCAGUUCACGCUCCCGUAGUCGCGGCAGGGAUAGAGAUGGCCGAGACCACAAACGCCGCCGGAGACCGUCGGACAGGGAGCGCAGAAAGAGCGGCAGUGAGAGGGGACACAAGUCCUCAAAAGGCAGCGGACGAGAAAGAAAGGGCUCCAAAGACAAGAACUCCAAACCUGACAGGAAGAGGACUGGUUCGGAAGGAAGCAGGUCAGGGAGAAGGUCCUCCAGAAACGAGAGGGAUCGGAAGUCUGAUCGGAAGGAUCGACGUUGAAAAGAUGCCAGUCUUGCAUAGUUUCUUGAAGGACAUUGUGUGGUUACCCUAGUUUUUUUUUGAGGUGCAGUUGCCUUGCUAUUCUUCUUGAGUGGGUUUUACUUUUGAAUUCUCCAUCUCCCAAUCUCUUUUUUUUUUUUCUCCUAGUUUUGUCUGGCAACUGGUAAUUUCAGUGUCUCUUGGAAUUUUUAAGAUUUAUAAACUGCUUUUUAGAACCAUCACUCUAAAAGACCUUCAAACCUUCUACGUUAUCUGACGAAAUGUGCUUCUCGUGCUGAUCCUUCAUCUGUUCCACCAUGGUGUUGCCAGUUCCUGUCAUACAGUAGCUUAGCCACUGAUGUUUUCAGUUAUGCAACGCCAUACUAAUGUGAUUUUUAACAUUCAGUAAAUAUAAAAGUAAAAGCAUCCAUUUUGACAGUAUCUUACAGUGGUGCAGUUCUUUUCUUGGUGAAGCAAAAUUGUCUUUCUUUUUUUUUUUGUAUAAAUCACCCGUUAACAUAGAAAGACAUUAAAGACAAUUUCUCUUUA
This is a messenger RNA of Onychostoma macrolepis, 2583 nucleotides long. RefSeq names its product pinin, desmosome associated protein (gene pnn). NCBI's taxonomy places the organism in Eukaryota, Metazoa, Chordata, Actinopteri, Cypriniformes, Cyprinidae. The record is from RefSeq and is a predicted model, not a curated record. Gene Ontology annotation, cellular component: catalytic step 2 spliceosome. The transcript has 9 exons. Bases 49 to 2055 code for a protein of 668 amino acids.